Messenger RNA from Microbotryum saponariae, 2045 nucleotides. Lineage: Eukaryota; Fungi; Basidiomycota; Microbotryomycetes; Microbotryales; Microbotryaceae. The record is from the annotation of a GenBank genome assembly.
AUGACGGGAUCGGAUUUGAAGAAGGCUGAACAACAGGCAUUGAAGACGUUGGAUCCGGAAGAUUUGGCCAAGCGACAGACCGAGCUGAGGGCUCAGAGGGAUUUGAUGUUCCGUGCGGAGAGGAAGGCCAAGAGGGUCGCCAAGAUCAAGUCCAAGGCGUUUAGGAGGAUCCAUAGGAAGUCUUUGGCCAAAGGGGGGAAGGAGGGUCUGGACGGGUUGAGUUUGAACGAGUUGAAAGAGUUGGACUUGUUGGACGGUGGGUCCAGGGCUGAGGAUGAACAGGCGAGGAGGGAGGUGUUGAGGGCUAAGGAGAGGAUGACGCUCAAGCAUUCGUCCAAGGGUGGGAGGUGGAGUCGGACGGAUAUUGGAGGGCUGGAGGGACUGGAUGAGGAGAGGAACACGGCCGUGAGGGAGAUGGUAGCGCGCAAGGAGGCCUUGACAAGGAGGAUUGAAGGCCGCGGCGAUGACGAUCGCGAUGAAUCUUCGGACGACGACGACUCGGACGACUCGGAAGAUGAGAACGACAACGAAGGCGGUGUCGACAAGAUCCGACGACGAGCCUUCGACGAACUUGCCAGUCUCGAAGCGCGCGAGAAGGACAAGGCCGAGAAUGGGCCGCAGCUCAAGGGUGUGCUCAACAUGAAGUUUAUGAGGGACGCCAUCGCUCGAGAGGAUCACAAGGUGCAGCAAUCGACGGACGAACUUCGAACCCGACUCGAGAGGAUGGAUGAGAUGGGUGGUGCACUCCGAGCUGAUAAUGAGGACGAUUCUGAUGACGAGGAACCGGGUGCGCAGUCGCAGCAGGUUCAGGGUAAUACUGGGCGAAUGGUCUUCGGACCUUCGGGGGUAGCUCAGGUCAGUUUUCAAGGUAAAGAUUUGAGCUUAGGCCUUCUGCAGGAGCUAAACAGCCUUUGACCUCCACCCAGACUUCUUCCGCCCAGGCCCCACCUUCGACAUCCUCGACCAAAUCGUCCACGCACACGACCAAACUAUCGGCUCCUCUGUCCGUAGCAUCCGUCCGUCCCUCUCCUCUCGCCUCCACAUCAGCUGCAGGCCCCUCGAUGACCGAAUCGAAUCCGUGGCUCGCCCUCGCCGCCGAAGGUGCCUCUGGCUCCAAGAUCUCGCGCAAAUCCAACAAAGCCGCUUUCGGAAAGGACGAACACGCCGCGACCAAGUUAGCAUCCAAAGUCGAGCGACGGAAGAGUCGACUUGAGAACGCUAGGGAGGCGGAGAAGGAUGAUGCGAGGAUCGAGAUUGAGGGCGUUGGGAGUGCACCUGAGGCCUCGACGGACAAGAAGGUGCAGAAGAAGGGUCAGGCGAAGGGGAAGCAGGCCGGGAUCGAAUUAUCGACUGAGGCGAGUGCUCGAUUGACGAUGGAGGAUGAGGUGGUGAAUUCGUCGGAUGAGGAAGGAGACGUUGAUGCCCAAAGGGGCAAAGGCAAGACGGCGAUUCAACAGAGGGAGUUGGUCGCCAAGGCUUUUGCGGGCGAUGAUGUGGUUGCUGACUUUGAGGAGGAGAAGAGAAGAGAGAUCGAGAGAGAUGCGCCGAAGGAGAUUGAUAACACGUUGCCUGGAUGGGUGAGUGAUUCGUCUGUUGAUGACCGUUCAUCGAGCAUCGGCUGAUUUGUGUCUUGCGUCGACUCAGGGCGCCUGGUCUGGCAAAGGCGUCAAGAAAUCCAAGAAACCCCAACGCAAAUUCAUCACCCACGUCCCCGGUAUCAAAGCCUCGGAUCGUCAAGACGCCAAGUUCUCCAACGUUAUCAUCUCGGAGAAGAAGGACAAGAAGGCGUCCAAGUAUUUGCUUAAGGAUCUGCCGUUCCCUUAUACGAGUGUCGCGCAGCACGAACACAAGUUGAGAACGCCGAUGGGACCCGAGUGGUCGACGAGUACGGUAGGUCUUAUCUGAUCCAUGACCGGCUUGGAAUGCGGGAAAAUAUGGUAACUGAUUCAAAUGUUUCAUCCUCACAGGUCCUACGAGACCAGACUCUGCCUUCGGUGUUGAUCAAACCGGGAGUGACGAUUCGCCCUGUAGAGCGCAAGAUUUGA